CAUUCGCAAGUUGUGUCUAUCGAUCCAAGGCGAUUUGGGCUAAGCUAGAAUCUGUCACCUCAAACUUAUUUUUAUACGUAGGUUUUAGCUGUCACAGAGUUGACGAAUACUUAUUGGCUGUAUGUCUUUGGAAUCACCGUGGAGCGAUCGUUUGGCAACGAGCAAGUUGACGGCCCCUGAGGGAUGAGCCAAAUCCCAAAAUAUGUAGUUGCUUCAACCUGUUCUUCAUUAUUACUCCUAAAACAAAAUCGAAAAUUACUCGAAAAAAUCUCUUCCAUUUUUUCUCGAUUCCUUUCUUCUCCACCGAUUAACACCUUCAGUUUUAUUGAGAUCUCUUCCCUAACAUUUGGGUAAAAUCAAAAUCAGCUGACUCAUAUGAUGGUUCACUUCUAGAUCGUCAAUUCUCUGAUCUUGGCGCAUGUAGUGUUGUCAAUCAAGGCUACAAGAGACUGCUGCAAGAUCUGUUUGAGGUUUCUGAGGGAUGCAGUUCUUUGGAGGUUCCGAGGUCAGUCCAUCACCUCCCAUACCCAGUGGUGCUGGGAACCGUGCUCACAUGAUGUACGUGUUCAAUAGGAAUGGUGUGUGUUUGCUCUAUAGAGAGUGGAGUAGACCUCUCAGAACCCUUAGUUCCCAACAAGAUCACAAGCUCAUGUUCGGACUUCUUUUCUCACUCAAAUCUUUUACUGCAAAGAUGGAUCCUUCAAGUGUUGAGAAAGGAAACCUUGGGGUGCCUCAAUUACCAGGUCAAGGAUGUUCAUUCCAUAGCUUCAGUACAAACUCCUACAAAUUAAGUUUAAUGGAAACCCCUUCAGGGAUAAAGAUAAUAUUGGUUACAAAUCCAAAAACUGGUGAUUUACGGGAAUCCCUAAAGCACAUUUAUAGUUUGUAUGUGGAGUAUGUUGUCAAGAAUCCCCUCUAUAGUCCAGGGACUCAAAUUAGGAACAACUACAGUUGACUAGAAUGUGAAGCACUACAGAGUACAGACCAGCUUCCCUUAUUGGUACAAGCAAACAGUAAUAACAGGUCCAUGUGGGAUACUAGUGUUACCCGAUUCAAUACUAGUAUGGAAAUCAAGAGAGAGUGAAUGGAAGAGUGUGUUCUACUCAGAGGGUAAACCCCUCACUUUAUACAUUAGCUUUGUACAGUUACAACUAUACCCUCACAGGGAGAAAAUAUGUAAACACUGUUCACAAAUCACUGUACACUAAUCCUACCCUGCGCUAUCUCAUGUAUUCUGAGUCCUGACCAUGAAACUCAUAUUUCAACAAUGAGAUGUAGUUUAUGUAAAACACUGAGGCUGAAUUAUGUAAAACACUGAGGCUGAAUUUUCUAAUAUAGGCACACGGAAGCUCAUAUAUACUCGAAAAUGGCGGCU
Molecule: messenger RNA, 1375 nt
Organism: Papaver somniferum (opium poppy)
Lineage: Eukaryota; Viridiplantae; Streptophyta; Magnoliopsida; Ranunculales; Papaveraceae
Product: trafficking protein particle complex subunit 1-like
Exons: 5
Coding region: 482-955 (157 amino acids)
Biological process (GO): endoplasmic reticulum to Golgi vesicle-mediated transport
Cellular component (GO): TRAPP complex
Source: RefSeq, a predicted model, not a curated record